UUGGUCUGAAUACACAGUUAACCAAGCAUAAUUUAAAUGGGCCCUAAGGCCCAACUGUGGGCGAUGUUUCAUUUCGAAUAAAAGCAAUUACGGCUGGAGUUAAAAAAUAAUUGAAGCAGCGCCAAAAGGGAAUAUUUUGGACCAGAGUCGGCAAAUAUUCUGCUGAACUGCAAAUCCAUCACUCUUACUCCUCUACUGCCACCGGGAACCACCACAAACCACCGAGAAGCGCGAGAUGCUUGGAAGAACGACAGUGGAGGUCAGAGCAGACGGGGUGGCCGUCGUCACUAUCAAUAAUCCACCUCUCAAUCUGCUGUCUGUUGACGUGAUACUUAGCUUAAAGGAGAGUAUUGAAGGAGCUCUAAUAAGAGAUGAUGUGAAAGCGAUUGUAGUUACUGGUUCAAGAGGAAAGUUCUCUGCAGGAUUCGACGUGACAGCUUUUGGUGGUUCUCAAGGGAAAAAGACAAAAAUGGAGCUCGGAUUUAUGUCAAUCCAAAUUGUCACUGAUACUUUGGAAGCUGCAAGAAAGCCCUUUGUAGCUGCUAUUGAAGGACCUGCUUUUGGUGGUGGACUGGAAAUUGCUCUUGCAUGUCACGCUCGCAUAUCGACUUCCUCUGCACAGCUGGGUCUUACUGAGCUUCAGUACGGGAUUCUUCCGGGACUUGGAGGAACUCAGAGGCUUCCACGGCUUGUUGGCCUCUCAAAAGCUCUUGAAAUGAUUUUGAUGUCAAAGCGAGUAGAAGGGAAGGAGGCUCGAACUUUAUCUCUCGUGGAUGCCAUUGCUCCAGCAGAUAAGCUUCUUGAACUAGCUUGUCAAUGGGCUUUGGACAUAGUAGAGUGUAGAAGACCAUGGAUGAUCAGUCUUUAUAGAACUGACAAGUUAGAAACCCUGGCAGAAGCUAGGGCAAUACUUAACUCCGCCAGACUUGAAGUCCAGAGACAAAAUCCAAAUGUAGUGCACCCAUUAGUAUGCAUUGAUGUCAUUGGACAGGGCAUUGUUUCAGGUCCUCGUAAAGCACUGUGGAAGGAAGCAGAAGCUCUUCAAGAACUUCGGCAAUCUAGUACAUGCAGAAGUCUAGUUCACGUGUUUUUCGCGCAACGCCAAAUUAUUAAGAUUCCUGUCAUUUCUAAGAUGAAUUUGCUGCCAAGAAAAAUAGUGAAGGUUGCUGUUGUCGGUGGGGGAUUGAUGAGCUCUGAAAUAGCAACCAUGUUGAUUCUUAGUAAUUACCAAGUCAUUCUGAAAGAGACGAACAAGAAGCAUCUCAUAGAUGCAAUCAGUAGAGUCAAAGAAAAUUUGCAAAAUCGUGUCAAGAAUGGAAGGGCAACUCAAGAGGGCCUUGAAAAAUCUCUCAGCCUAUUGGAGGGGGUUCUUGAUUAUGACAAGUUUAAGGAUGUUGAUUUAGUUAUAGAGGCGGAAUCUGAAAGUUUGUCGCUGAAGCAAGAGAUUUUUUCUAAUCUUGAGAAGUGCUGUCCUCUACAUUGCAUUUUUACCAGUAAUAUCUCAACAUUCAGUGUGAAAUUGGUCGGAGAAAGGACCAAAAGCCAACAUCGGAUUGCUGGGAUCCACUUUUUCUGCCUUUCUCCUGUCAUGCCUCUUAUGGAAAUAGUUCAUACUGAAUGCACAUCGCCUCAAGUAAUUGUUGAUUUAAUAGACUUUGGGAGAAAAAUGAGGAAAACCCCAAUUAUGGUCAGUGACCGGAAAGGCUAUACCGUCAAUAGCAUGCUCCUCACAUAUUUGCAUGUAGCAAUACUACUCGCUGAACGAGGUGUUGAUGUUUACCGCAUUGAUCAGGUUCUCAAAAGCUUUGGGAUGCAAGUGGGUCCAUUUAGGAUGCUUGAUGUGGUUGGACUUCAAGUUUUUGUGGUGAUUAGUAAGAAAUUUGUUGAGAGUCUCCCAGAUAGGUCCUACAAAUCUCAACUGAUUCCUAGUUUACAGCAAGAUAACCGUAAAGGCGAACGUAGUGGUAAGGGUUUCUACAACUAUGACAACUGUGGCAAGGCCAGCCCAGACCCCAAGCUCUCAAGGUACAUGAAAACAGCUAGGGAUGCGUCAAAUGUGACUUUUAUCGACUCCGAGCUGACAAAGUUGUCUGAUAGUGAGAUUGUUGAGAUGAUACUUUUUCCUGCUUUAAACGAAGCAUGUCGUAUGAUUUCAGAUGGUGUUGUAAUUAGAUCAUCUGAUCUGGAUGUUGCCUCUGUCCUGGGAAUGGGGUUCCCAGCAUACAGGGGAGGAAUCAUUUACUGGUCUGAUUCCUUUGGCUCCACUUAUAUAUGCUCAAGAUUGGAGAAAUGGUCAAAGGAAUAUGGAGUCUUUUUCAGGCCUUGCGACUACAUAAUGGAGCGAUCUGCAAAGAGCAUAUCUCUACAGACCAGUGAAACCAGGCAGGCUAAGUCCCAGCUGUAAUCCCUAUUUUAUAAGCUGAUGAGCCGUUGGGACUUGGGAGUUGAUUGCUGCAGUGGAUGCUCAAGUCCAGAAAAUAGGAGCUGCUUAAGAGAGCACAUACCCAUUACUCCCUCAUUGCUCUUUUUUAACUUUCUGUUUUUCAAUCUUCACCUGGUUUUAAACAAACCUCAAAAGAAAAUAAAUUCCUAGAUGUUUUAUUUA
Messenger RNA from Sesamum indicum (sesame), 2605 nucleotides. RefSeq names its product glyoxysomal fatty acid beta-oxidation multifunctional protein MFP-a. Gene Ontology annotation, biological process: fatty acid beta-oxidation. Gene Ontology annotation, molecular function: NAD+ binding; (3S)-3-hydroxyacyl-CoA dehydrogenase (NAD+) activity. Lineage: Eukaryota; Viridiplantae; Streptophyta; Magnoliopsida; Lamiales; Pedaliaceae. The record is from RefSeq and is a predicted model, not a curated record. Gene Ontology annotation, cellular component: peroxisome.